This is a messenger RNA of Geodia barretti, 2180 nucleotides long. The record is from the annotation of a GenBank genome assembly. Lineage: Eukaryota; Metazoa; Porifera; Demospongiae; Tetractinellida; Geodiidae.
ACCUGGGGUAUCCCAUAAAUAGCAAACUUAGCCCUCUGCUUGCAUCAGCAAGGAUCUAUCAGACAAAGAUGAGUUGUGAAGGGAGCACAGAAGGGGCUGAGAACCAGGCAGCAAAAAAGGCAGCAGGGGCUACCACAUCUGAGCUGGACCCAGAGCCAGAAAGGGGAAACAGCUCAGGUGAGCCAGUUCACUGGCUGAUACCAAUGAAGAAGAAAAUCGGACAAAAAUUCAACACGUACCUGGCUGUUACGGUGAUUGUGACGCUACUUUCCCUGAUAAUAACUGUCUUAUGGGUCGUACCAGUUGUGAUCUCACAAAACAACAGGAUUGCUUCGAUAGAAGAAAGGUUGACCAGCGAGAUGGCAACAAACCAAGAAACACUGAGGGGGGAGUUUGAACAACUGGAGAAAAUCUACACCGCACGGAUAACUGAACUGGCAGACAGACUGAGGGAAAAGGAAAGGCUGCUGGAGGAUGCGUUGGCCAGGGCCGAACUAUUUGAGCAGGAACACAACACGACCGUGGACAGAGUGUCAACACUGGAGGCAGUAUACCUGGAGCUGAGCAGGUCGACUUUAGCACUACGAGGCAGGGUUCAAGACUUGGAAGAAGGGCUGGCAAACACUACAGCAGAGACAGUCACUACUGGUAUGAGAGUAAGUAGCUUGGAGAGUGGCGUGGCCUCUCUCAACACUACCAAGGCCAAUAGAGUGACGUUAGAUGAGCUAAGAGGGAAAGUAGAUCUACUUGACGCAGGGAAAGCUAACAGGACAGAGCUUGAGAUUGUUUCAAGUAAUGUAACAGCACUGGUAGAGGUUAUACGCCACACUCGGGGGGUAGUAUCAGAUAUCGAGAGUGAACUUGAAGACACCAGAGGGGAACUGAAUGCAGCGGAAGAGAGACUCGAAAAAACGGUAGCCGAAACAGUAGAGUUGGGAAUCACGCUCAACGUUACUGUAAACAGGACAUCGUCACUGGAAGCAAGUCACGAGGAGCUCUCUUUGGAUCUGAGGCUCGCAAGAGAAGAGCUGUAUAACAAAACGUCGGCAUUGGAAGACGCUAGAGAAGACUUGGAGGAGAGACUAGCAAAAACAACAGGAAGGACGUCCACUCUCGAAAUGAAGUUGAACGAUGUUGAAAGUGACAUUGACUCCCUGAACGAUACAAAGGCAAGUAAAGAUACUGUGAAUGACAAGUUGGGAAUACUGGACAGUGAAUUUGAAGUGCUCGCGGCUAACUUGUCCUCACUGGCAGAGGCCAGUUCCAGAAUGGACCAGGAUAUUGUACAAGAGCUGAAUGAGCUAGCUGACAGUUCACUGAAUGAGACUCAUUUUCACGAACUACACCAAGCCAUAGCAUCAAAAGCCUCACAGACUGACUUGGACGCUCUUGCCAGCAGCACUGUGAGGACUCAAACCUUCCUCCAGAGAGUUGAAAGCAUACAAAACAGUAUACUCCAACUUCAGUGGAACAUCACUCUGAACUUUACCCACUUUGAUGGAAGGAUUCAAACUUUGAAUGCGGCACUUUCAACAAAAGCAGACAAACAAGACGUUACAGUAUUAUCAAAUAGAGUCACAACUCUCGAAGGAUUGACUGUGGACAAGGGCACUUUCCAGGAGUUAAGAGACACUGUUGAAGACAUCGAUGAAAGAAAGGCAGGCAAGGCAGAUCUGAAUCCACUCCAGGGAAGAGUGUAUAGUCUCGAACGCAAUACUGCCACAAAUAGUGAGCUGAACAACCUGGAAAACAAGCUAUCAGACCACAGUUCAACUUCAGAUGGGGUUCAUAACAGGCUAUCGUCUAGUAUCGGAAGCAACAGCUACAGUAUAAGUGACAACACAGGGAGAAUCACUACGCUGGAGAGCUCGACAUCAGGACUGACUCCGUCACUGGUGGUGAUAGCCCUCGCUGUAUCACUGACACUAGUCACUAUCCCCUGGUUCCCAAAUCCCUACUGACAAUCAUAUUUCAAUCCCAUCUUGAACCACUAUACAUACAUAAAACCUUGACACAUGUUCCACUUAAGAAUAAUGGACAUUUUUAAUCAUAAAAUCAAAAAACUCACUUUUUAUUCUGUAUUACUGCUUUUUUUACAUGUGUGCCACAAUCAAAAGCAACAAAAUAUCACUACACAAGCAUGUGAAAAACGAAUGCUUCCACUGCACCCUUUAGGAAAU